This is a messenger RNA of Carcharodon carcharias (great white shark), 4086 nucleotides long. RefSeq names its product angiopoietin-like 6 (gene angptl6). The coding region runs from base 392 to 1876 and encodes 494 amino acids. The transcript has 6 exons. The record is from RefSeq and is a predicted model, not a curated record. Lineage: Eukaryota; Metazoa; Chordata; Chondrichthyes; Lamniformes; Lamnidae.
UGGGAGACAGAGCAGAGCCGCAUUGUAGCUGCCUCCUCUCACUGUCCCUACAAACACGCCCAGAGACUGCGACUGACGAGUUACAGCAGUUCUUGGGCACAGAACGGCCAAGCCCUGAGCAGCUGCUCCACUGGCCGAGAAGGGGGGCCGAUAAUCUUAACCCAAAGGAGUUUUUGUACGCAGGCUGCUCGCGUACACUCAACACAGCCAGAGGGAAUCCAGGUGAGCUGUAAUCCAUUGGAAUGAAAUGUACAGGAGUAUGUUUCCCACAGAAUACUCCCCUCGUUAUCUGAAGUUGAGAAUAUUGAGGACAGUCAGACAUUGGCCAUUGGUCAGUUAAAGUCAACUCACAGGUUUUGAAACUUCAGGGUUCUACAGUUUAUCUGGAACGAUGCUGAAAUUCACUGUCAGCCUCUUGUUACUGGCUGGCUUCGCAGGAUCUGAAGAGACCUCCAGAAAACCAGAUUCCAGAAAACAUGCACAGACAGGGGAGCCCAACGAUCGGUUUGCGCAAUCCUCAGAGAGCCCAGCACCCAGCAAGUGCACCUACACCUUCAUUGUCCCACAGCAACGACUCACAGGGCCCAUCUGCCUGAACACCAAGAGCCUAGUGGCUGGAAACAACAACGUGAACAAGAGCGAGCUACAGGCUAUACAACAGGAGAUGAGAGAACAGCAGCAGCAAAUCAGGGACCUGAGGCAGAUGGUGGAGGUGGAUGGAGGCGUGGUCAAUGAGGUGAAGUUUCUGCGUAAAGAAAACCACAACAUGAACUCCAGAGUGUCCCAACUUUACACCCAGUUGCUGCAUGAGAUUAUCCGCAAGAAGGAUGACUCGCUGGAGAUCUCCCAGCUGGAGAACAAGGUGCUCAAUGUCACGGCCCAGGUGCUAAGGCUGUCGACAAGGUACAGGGAGCUGGAACGCAAGUACUCAGCCCUGACCGCCCUCAUGAACAACCAGAGCCACACCAUUGCUCAGCUGGAGCACCAGUGCAGACAAAUGUCACCAUCGCACCAUCAGCAAUUGAAACAACAGGGUCCAGGACAGCCACCGCUUGUUGCUGUUAUACCCAACAGUCUGAAUGGCAGCAGCAACAGGACCAAGAACCUGGUCUCUGGCAAUGAAAUACUGAGGGAUCAGGUAUACAGCAUGGCACAGGACAGACUGAAGAGAACAGAACAACCUCUUCCCACUACAAUCCCAACGGUGACAACAACCAAGACGGCUGGUCCCUGGAAAGACUGUCUCCAAGUUUUCGAAGAAGGUCAUGGAUCCGAUGGAAUCUACCUGAUCAAACCAAGAACCACCAACCGACUGAUGCAGGUGUGGUGUGAAAAUCAGCAAGGCCCUGGUGGCUGGACGGUCAUUCAGAGACGGCAAGAUGGAUCGGUCAAUUUUUUUAGGACUUGGGAGAAUUAUAAGCAAGGUUUUGGGAACAUAGAUGGUGAAUACUGGCUGGGUUUGGAGAACAUCUACUGGCUGACCAAUCAGGAUGACUACAUGUUGCUUGUCCUGAUGGAUGAUUGGCAGGGGAGGAGAGUGUUCGCAGAGUAUGACAACUUCCAUGUGGAAGCAGAGAGAGACUUCUACAGGCUCAGAUUAGGCCACUACCACGGGAAUGCCGGAGACUCCCUAUCCUGGCACAAUGGCAAACAAUUCACGACACUGGACAGAGAUCGGGAUCUGUACUCGGGUAACUGCGCCCACUACCAGAAAGGAGGCUGGUGGUACUACACCUGUGCCCACUCAAACCUGAAUGGAGUGUGGUAUAAAGGAGGGCACUAUCGCAGCAAGUACCAAGACGGCGUUUACUGGGCUGAAUUCCGUGGUGGUGCCUACUCUUUAAAGAGAGUAGUGAUGAUGAUACGUCCAAUCUAGACAUUGCUGUAAUAUAGUCACUCUGCUUUACAAACAGGAUUUCCGUCACAUUCUCCCACAUGUUAUUGUCAGACACCUCUCUAUACGUUUUAAAAUAUUGUGUUGCACAAUGACAGUUUUAUAAGCAAAGUUACAGACAACAGAACUACCUACUUAGAAUAUAAUAUGUCUUGAUGAGACUAGAGCAACCUGGGAAUAUGCCUCCUGCCCUGUGACACAAACUGAAUAUUCCAGAGGGCAGGAAUGUUGUGGUGAAGGAUCACGAGUUUACAGAAUUCCCCAAAUCACAUUCUGGCCUCUCUCCUACUCUGCAGCUUUCCCUCCACCAUAUGAAUAUCCUCAGAAUAUACCAGCAAACAAAAAAAAACCCACUAGAUCUGCUCAUUAAUUAUUAAAAUAAUUCAGUAUGUCCCAAACACUUUAAAAUUAGCUGUAGUGUAUUUUUAGUGAAAUAUAAAAAUUCAGAUUUUAGGAGCAGAGAAGGCCCAGCUGGUUAAGAAAUGUCAGGAAACUAGAACCCAAAAAUCAGGUUGAUUUCCUGGUUAAUAGAUACUGGCUUGGCUCUCUUUACACUAACUGUAAGGCAAAUGCAGGAAGAGAAUUUGACAGUCUUAAUGCAGGCGUACACACACAAAAACAUUUAUGGACUUCAAACUCAUUUUGGGAACAGGAAGAAACCACUCAGCUCUUCAAGACUGUUCUGGCAUUCAAUGGGAGAUUGAUAUCUCAACUCCAUUUACCCACCUUUGAUUUCAUUGCCUUUUAAUACCCUUGCCUAAUAUCAAUCUUAGUUUUGACCCCUGUCUCAACAGCUUUUGGUGAGGGGUGGCAGUGAGUGGGUGGGGUUGGGGGAGCGAGAGUUCCAGAUUUCCACUCCCCUUUGUGUCAGGAAACACUUGUUCACAUUUUCCCUGUACAACCUCACUCAAAUUUUAUUAUGUCUCCUUUUUCUGGACUCCACCACCCCCCACAUGAGGAGAUACUUUAUCUACCCUAUGAAACACUUCAAAUACAAUGACAUCACCUCUUAAUCUUCUAUAUUUGGAGAUACAAGCCCAGACUACACAACCUGCCUUCAAUUUAACUCUUUCAGCCCUGGUACUGUUCUAGUCAAUCAUUAAUCCCAGAAUCCUGGUAUCCACAAUCUGCAGCUUUACUCUCCAGCACUUCACUCCUGUAAUUUACAUGGGUAAGGUUACAUAGUAUAUAGAGUAUAAGCAGGCCAUUCAGCACAACCAGUCCAUGCUGGUGUUUAAGCUCCAGUUGAGCCUUCUCCCAUCUUUUCUCAUUUAAAUCCAUCAUCCUAACCCUCUAUUCCCUUCUCUCUCAUAUGCUUGUCUAGCUUCCCCUUACAAUGUAUCUAUACUAUUCCCUUCAACCACUCUGUGGUAGUGAGUUCCACAUUCUCACCACUCUCUGUAGUAAGUUUCUCCUGGAUGCCUGAUUGGAUUUCUUGGGGACUAUCUUAUUUUGAUGGCCUCUAGUUCUGCUCUUCCGCACAGGAUAGAAUAUUUUCGCUGUAUCCACUUGAUCAAAACCUUUCAUUGUUAUAUAAUCUCUAUUAGAUUACCCCCUCAGCCUUCAUUUCCCAAGAGAAAAAGAGAAAAAGAGACCCAGCCUGUCAAUCCUUUCCUGAUAUGUAAGCCCACACAUUUCUGGCAUCAUCCUUGUAGAUCUUCUCUGCACCCUCUCCUCAAUAUCCUAUUUUUAUAAUAUGAUGACUGCACACAGUACUCUAUGUGUGGUCAAAUCAAGGUUCAAUACAGGUUCAGCAAAACUUUUCAGUUCUAUCUCUCUAGAAAUAAAUCUUGACCACGACCAGAUGAUCAUGAGCAGCCACCUCCUGUCGACUUAUCUCCAAUCUUUAUCGGUCCCUGUCAGAAGUGAAAUAGUUUCCACUCCAUGCUGAACAUACCACAGGUCAUGAGUACACACUGAUUAAUUAUACAUCAAUAUUCUGUAUGGUAGCUUCUCUUUAGGAUACAGUCAAAUUGUCUUCUUUAUAUAACCUGCUAAAUCUUUCACAGGAGAUGUCUCCCAGCUAUUUACUAGAAAACUGACACAUUAAACUAGAUAAAUUCUCAUCUUCAACAUUAAUCUGUUGUUUAUGCAAGUUUACACUGCGGAGUGAUAUAAAACACUGUAAAUAUUUGAAUGUAAUGUACUGUAGAAUUUUGGUGUAGAUCAGUGAGUUAAACCAAUUAAUAUUG